GCUGCGGCUCUAUGACUCGACUCGACUCGACCGACGUCGUCACAGGCCAGGCCCGCCCCCGUCUAAGCCCACUCCUUCAAGGCCAACGCCAGCGCCAACACCUGACGCCUUGAUUGUAUUGCUCAUUCGGCGAGCAGGCUGGCCGGCAGACAACAGUCAUCACUCCCGCAUAAAUACUAGUCUAAGCAGAUGCCCAUUACCCUCCCUGAGAUCGUUCUCGCACUACAAGCAACCCAUCAAUCAAUCAACCAUUCAACCAAUCCACCGGCAGCAACGGCACAGCAUCAAUGAUCACUCGAAUACAUCGCUGAAUCUAACCCAAAGUGCCUCCAAGACACGAUGGCCACUACAAAAGCAACAAAACUACCGCAGGAGCGGCGCAAAGGCGAGGCUGCCCUGAGCGACUUUGCCGAUUACGUCGAAAAGCAGCAAGCCAUCAGAUUUCCCAGUGCCAAACACACAGCAAUAAGUGCCACGACAACGGCUGUGGCAGCCCACGCCCACGACGACCACGAGGCCGAGCUCGACGACAUCCUUGACGCCCUCGACCUCUCCGACCAGGCCCCUCUGGCCCCUCUGCGCGAGCUGCUUCUCGGGACCGACCAUGACUCAUUACAAAAGCUAGUCGACCUGUUGACCUCUCGCGUCGAGGAGGGCCACGGCGAGGCCCUGUUCGACAUCGGCUUCGAGCACAAUGGCGAGUCCAUGCACCUCGAUAAGCAGGCCUGGGACAAGGCAUGGUGCCGUCUGCAAGAGGCUGCCGCAGAGAUCAGGGCCGACUGCCAAUUACUACUGACAAAAAAUGUUGGCGGUGACGCCGAGAGCCAGGCCGCAGCUACCGACAAGGGCAAGGACUGCAGCGCCAAGGUCCUCAUCCGCCAGGCCCCCGCCACCGUCGAGAACGUCAUCGAGACGAGGAUAGCAGUAGUAGGCAAUGUCGACGCCGGGAAGAGCUCCAUGCUGGGCGUCCUCGUCAAGGGCGACCUGGACGACGGACGAGGAAAGGCCCGUGUCAACCUCUUCCGCCACAAGCACGAGAUCGAGACCGGUCGGACCAGCUCCGUCGGCAUGGAGAUCAUGGGCUUCGACACCCACGGCGGUGUCAUCACCAGCGACACCCCAGGCCGGAAGCUGUCGUGGGAGGAGAUCGGGAAGCGCAGCGCAAAGGUCAUCACCUUCACCGAUCUGGCCGGUCACGAGCGAUACCUCCGCACCACCGUCUUCGGCCUGCUGUCCAGCAGCCCCAACUACUGCCUGCUCAUGGUCGCCGCCAACAAUGGCCUGAUAGGGAUGAGCAAGGAGCAUCUCGGAAUCGCCUUGGCGUUGAAUGUGCCCGUCAUGGUCGUCGUCACCAAGAUCGACAUUUGCCCGCCUCAGAUCCUCGAGCAGACCUUGACCCAGAUCACCAAGAUUCUCAAGUCUCCCGGCGCGAGGAAGAUCCCGAUAUUCAUCAACGACCGCGACGAAUGCAUCAACACGGCGACGCAGUUUGUGUCUCAGCGUAUCACCCCUAUAUUCCAGGUGUCAAAUGUCACAGGCCAGAAUCUGGACCUAGUACGGACAUUCUUGAACAUUCUGCCGCACCAUGGAAGAUACGACGCUGACGCACCUUUCGAGUUCCAUGUCAACGAUACUUUCUCCGUGCCUUUUGUUGGAACCGUCGUCUCGGGUAUCAUCAAGUCCGGUGUCGUCCAUGCUGGCGACAGCGUCGUCAUCGGGCCCGACAGCCUGGGGCAGUUCACCCAGAGCUCCAUCCGUUCUAUCGAGCGCAAGAGGAUCCCCGUGCCAGCCGCGAGCGCCGGCCAGAGCGCUUCCUUCGCCCUGAAGAAGGUCAAGCGGAAAGACGUCCGCAAGGGCAUGGUCGUCCUCCCGAAACCAGUCGACGGCGCCCCGGCCCCGAGGGUGUACAACGAGUUCGUCGCCGAGGUGCUGAUCCUCAGCCACGCCACGACCAUCAAGAAGAAGUACCAGGCCAUGCUGCACGUCGGCCCCGUCAGCCAGACAUGCUCCAUCAUCGACGUGGACAGGCCCUUCAUCCGCACGGGUGACCGGGCCACCGUGGCGUUCAAGUUCGUCCAACGGCCAGAGUACCUUGCUCCUGGCGACCGUCUCCUGUUCCGCGAGGGUAGGACCAAAGGCCUCGGGAUCGUCAAAGCCGUCGGGUACGACAAGAGCUAUUUCCCCAGGAGCGAGGAUAACGGGCAGGGCAACGGGGACGACAAGACCACGCAGGCUUCUUCCGGCCCGCCAGCCUCGGGCGCGGCAGAGCCGGAGCGCGGUCAGGAUGUCAAGGUUGCGGGUUAAUUACCCUUUUCUUUCAUGCGUUUGGUUGUUUGGCACUGGCGGACUGUAGACACUUGAGCCGGCUGGGACGCGCCAACCGUCCUGACUCACUGCUGGUUCUCGAGUGGUGGUCUUGCAUACUGUGCAUACAGAUUGAGUGCACAUACGAGCUGAUGAGUGGGUGGAUGGGUUUGGAUUCACGCAUUCGGAUUGUGGGCUGGAGUUUCAAGGGAGUUUCUCGGAUCGGAUCUUGCUUGAGAAAAGCGAAUAUGCUUGUGCACGUUGUUUUCUUUCUUUCAGCUGUAGCGGACUUGUAUAAUUGUUUAAGCUGUACACCACAAUGCUGUUUCCCCUAUCCCAGUUGUUGGCAUAUGGGCUAACUUAUCUACAUACCACCAAAGGCCCCGUUGCGACAGGUGUGCAACCCCGAGUUGCUCGACUGUGGCGCUAUGUCAUGAGAUUCGCACAAGUAUGGUGGCCAAAUCGCAAUCUCAUCCCCGCGAGCUCAUCAUUGGUCAAGGUCAGAAAACAUCAUAUAAAAUUCAUAUCAUUCCACGUGCAGUAGUUCAAAAUUAUAAUUAUUACGAGAAUUA
Molecule: messenger RNA, 2876 nt
Organism: Diaporthe batatas
Lineage: Eukaryota; Fungi; Ascomycota; Sordariomycetes; Diaporthales; Diaporthaceae
Exons: 3
Coding region: 340-2304 (654 amino acids)
Biological process (GO): translational elongation
Molecular function (GO): GTPase activity; GTP binding; translation elongation factor activity
Source: RefSeq, a predicted model, not a curated record